This is a messenger RNA of Rotaria socialis, 645 nucleotides long. The record is from the annotation of a GenBank genome assembly. NCBI's taxonomy places the organism in Eukaryota, Metazoa, Rotifera, Eurotatoria, Philodinida, Philodinidae.
AUGUCAACUCCUGAAGAACGUCGUCAACGCAUCAUAGCUAAUAGAGAAUUGCGUCUUGCUAGACUUCGAGAAAUAAAUCGAGGCGAGACGCCAGUUGAAUCUCCUCCCCUGCUACCAGUUUCUUCCGAAGCUCCAGAUGAACUGUUAAAACGACCACAAAACCAAUUAAAUACUCCAAGUGUUUCUCCUGCUAAUAGAGAUCAACCUAAACAGGCAUCAUUAUUCUCAAUGAUCACUUCAGGGAUAAAUUUUAUUAAUUCAUUGUCAGCUGGAUCACCAACAACCUCAACAACAAAAAUAGAAAAUACUAAAGAAAUGGUUACGAUUGAUAAACAACAUGUUCUUGUUAUUAUUCUUGGAAUGAUUGUUUCACUUCUCUAUUCGUUUUAUAUAUCAGCUCAAUCGAACUUUUUCUUCAUUGUAUAUUUUACAUGUUGUAUAUGCAUAUUAACAUCACGUUAUUAUAUGAUGGAAAUGAAACAUCGUACAAAUGUGUUAAUUACUACAGCAAUGUUAUCAGGAUUUAAACCAGAAUUAAUGAAAAAAAUAAGUCUUCUUUAUACUCUUGUAUACGAUGCUUGGAUAAUGUUUGCAUUGUAUUUUGUUUCUUUUUGUUUAACACAUGUUAUUUAUUCUCUAUUUUAA